ACAAUACAUAUCCGGCAAACGGCGGAGAGGCGGACAGAACGGAGUAAAGAUGGCGGCUUUCGGACGAUUCUCUCGGGCCUUCCUGAGGUCUUCCGCGGCUCAGAGUCGCCAGCUGUCAGCGGUGGCCCACGGCGAGCAGCACCAGAGCGGGCGUACAUGGAAGAUCCUGACCUUCGUGGUGGCUCUGCCUGGUGUGGGGGUGUGCAUGCUCAAUGCAUUCCUGAAGAGCCAGCACCACAGUCAUGACCAACCCGAGUUCAUUCCCUACCCCCACCUGCGCAUACGCACCAAGCGCUUCCCAUGGGGUGACGGAACCAAAACUUUGUUCCACAACCCUCAUGUCAAUGCUCUCCCCGAUGGGUACGAGAGCACUGGGGAUCACUGAAGAUAACCUCUGCUGAAGACCUCUCUGCAGUGGGACCAGAGAUGAACUUCUACACUCCCUGGAUUUUGGACCAGGACUUGACCACACCACCUCGUACAGUUUACUCUUAAUGUUAAACCUUCAGUUUACUUCUGUGCCCAAGCAAAUGGCACCAUAUUAUAUACAAUACUUUCAUUUUACUGGACCACGUAAUUCAAUGUUGACUUAACCUGUCUAAUAAAGAUUACUUAGAAACA
Molecule: messenger RNA, 621 nt
Organism: Scleropages formosus (Asian bonytongue)
Lineage: Eukaryota; Metazoa; Chordata; Actinopteri; Osteoglossiformes; Osteoglossidae
Gene: cox6a1
Product: cytochrome c oxidase subunit 6A1
Exons: 3
Coding region: 50-385 (111 amino acids)
Biological process (GO): mitochondrial electron transport, cytochrome c to oxygen
Cellular component (GO): mitochondrial inner membrane; respiratory chain complex IV
Molecular function (GO): enzyme regulator activity
Source: RefSeq, a predicted model, not a curated record